GUAGAGAUGAGUCACUCGGGGUCGCAUUCUUCACAUGCGGUCGGGAAAACAACCACAACCCAUUGCGCUGCUAGGACAAUUAAGUUUGCCUAGCAACUGAGUGAGACGUCUACACUCUUCUUCCUCUUACCGAGGUUCCUUUCCGCUCUGCAGGAAUCCCUUCUGCCGUAAUGGACUCUGACACCGGCCGAAGGUCUGCAAACCACAGGUCGUAACGUUUCUAGGCAGGAAUGCGACACCGCUGAGCUCAACAUGAAAGAGUGGUGGGUGCAUGUGGGUUUGAUCUGCAUCCCACUGAUGGCUGUCUACCUUCACAUCCCACCCCCCCACCUGUCCCCCGCCCUUCAGAAGUGGCACAGUGCGGGGGAGGUGUUCCACUUCAGAGGCAGGGAGAUCUUCUACAGAGAUUCCUCCGGUGCUUUGGGAAGCUCUGAUGUCAUCAUUCUGCUGCACGGCUUCCCCACCUCCAGCUUCGACUGGAACAAGAUCUGGGAGCCCCUCACUCAGCGCUUCCAUCGAGUCAUUGCACUAGACUUCCUGGGUUUCGGCUUUAGUGACAAGCCUAGACCCCACAAGUACUCCAUCUUCGAGCAGGCCAGUGUGGUGGAGGCUCUGGCGGCUCACCUGGGUCUGAGCCACCAGAGAGUGAAUGUGAUGUCCCACGAUUACGGAGACACCGUGGCCCUGGAGCUGCUCUACAGAAGUGACCAAAACCGCACAGGUCACCUGACCUUCAACAGCCUGUGUCUCUCUAACGGAGGUUUAUUCCCAGAAACACAUUACCCACGUUUGCUGCAGAGGCUUCUGAAGGACUCCAGUUUCCUGGCUCCAGUUCUGACGCGUCUCACCAACUAUAUGCUCUUCCAAAAAGGGAUUGGAGACGUUUUCGGGCCCUACACACAGCCCACAGACGCUGAGUUCUGGGACAUGUGGACGGGGCUACGCCACAACGACGGCAACUUAGUGUUGGACAGCAUUCUGCAAUACAUCAACCAGAGAUUAAAACACAGAGAGCGGUGGGUGGGUGCGCUCACCUCCACCUUCGUCCCACAGUCCUGGACGCUAAGCUGCUUAGCAUGUGAGAGGAAGCCUCGUAGUCCAUCUGUGAUCCUGAGCUCAGGGGGGAGUGCACAUGAUCUACGGACCCCUGGACCCGGUCAACCCUCAUCCCCAGUUCAUUCGUCUUUACCAGAAGCUGGUCCAGAGGUCCACCAUCACCAUUCUGGACGAACACAUCAGUCACUACCCUCAGCUGGAGGAUCCCACCGGCUUCCUCAAUGCAUAUUUCAAUUUCAUUCACUCUUUCUGAAAAGAUACUAAAUGCAAUAACCUGUGAUCAUGAAUGAAUUCUCACCCUUAACAAGCUGUUUGGUAUUUCCCAAUUAAUUUCUAAAUGGUCACAUGUGGUGCUGAGACCUUUUUUGAUGAUUGCAUCCAGGAGUAAUGCUUCAUCAGAUUGAGAUGUAAUCACCAGUAGUUUACCAGCAUCAGUCCCUAAAUGUCAAUUACUACCAGGAGACAUCAAAUGUGAGCUAUAAAUACAUUCAUUGUACUGAAUGACUAUUCUGGUGAUGCCAGAGGUUCAUUUAUCGACCCUCUUUCAGCACAACACUAAAAGUUCUGUUGGGUCUGUGAUUAUUUCACUUUGUGGGAAAUGGUCAGUUUGUCCUUUAAUUGUAUGCAUUCUGAAUGAAUUUUGAUAUGAUUUUCUACAUUUCUCCUGAUGUCAAUGAAAGCCGAAAUGUCAACAUUUUCUCCAAAUAAAACUAGUUUUGUAAA
This is a messenger RNA of Notothenia coriiceps (black rockcod), 1779 nucleotides long. It is a transcript of the gene mest, whose product is annotated as mesoderm specific transcript. Gene Ontology annotation, biological process: acylglycerol catabolic process. Lineage: Eukaryota; Metazoa; Chordata; Actinopteri; Perciformes; Nototheniidae. The coding region runs from base 253 to 1320 and encodes 355 amino acids. The transcript is spliced from 13 exons. Gene Ontology annotation, molecular function: monoacylglycerol lipase activity. The record is from RefSeq and is a predicted model, not a curated record. Gene Ontology annotation, cellular component: membrane.